AUGUACUUUCUGAUAUCUCUCCACCGCCGCGGCCACCGCCAUCUCCGCCACGUCAAAGACCUUUCCACAACCGCGCAUUCACAACUCCACGUCCCUCUCAACCACCCGACCUUUCUCGUAUGGGCCUCCAACACCUCCCUCGGCAAAACCCUAGUCUCCACAGGCCUCGCCGCCUCCUCUCUCCUCAACCCCACUCCGAAGCCUCGUAAAUUCCUCUACCUCAAGCCCAUCCAAACCGGCUUCCCUUCAGAAUCCGACUCCUCCUCCGUCUUCCACAAGCUCUCCCGCCUCUCCCUGCUCCGCCGCCACAACCUCCCUCAUUUCUCUCUCUUCUCCUCCAAUCACAUCCUCAAAGCCUCAUUCCCCGCCGCCAAUUCCGCCCUCGGCCAAGAAAUCUCCGAGACCCCCCAUUCUGGAAUGCGCGACUUGGGCUACUACGAGGAGGCGAAGCCCGAGGGGGACGUUGGAGGCGGCGCGGCGUCCCAAUUGGUGUGUAAGACGCUGUACGCGUGGCGGGAGGCCGUGUCGCCGCACCUGGCGGCCGAGAGGGAGAGCGGGGUGGUGGAGGACGCGGCGGUGCUCGAAUUGCUGCAGAAGUGUUUGAGAUUUGAAUUGGAAGGUGGUGGGGAAAAGGGGAAGGAAACAGAGAUUUUCUGUGUGGUUGAGACCGCCGGCGGGGUUGCGAGUCCCGGACCUUCGGGCUCUCUUCAAUGUGACUUGUAUAGGCCUUUCCGUUUACCUGGUAUUCUAGUUGGAGAUGGGCGGCUGGGUGGUAUUUCUGGAACCAUUUCAGCUUAUGAGAGUUUGAAACUUCGAGGUUAUGACAUUGCUGCUGUUGUUUUUGAAGAUCAUGGCCUUGUAAAUGAGAUGCCAUUACUGUCUUAUCUGCGAAAUAGGGUGCCUGUACUUGUCCUGCCAUCAGUUCCGAAAGAUCUAUCAAAUGACUUGAUGGAAUGGUUUGAUGAAUCUCGUGGUGUAUUUGAUUCUUUGAAGGAAGAGAUGUUAUCAGCUUAUUCAAAAAGAAUGAUGAGAUUGCAAGACAUGCCAAAGAAAGCAGGAGAGAUUUUCUGGUGGCCAUUUACUCAGCACCAACUUGUACCUGAAGAAGCUGUUACAGUGAUUGAUUCACGACAUGGUGAGAACUUUGCGGUCUUCAAGGCUCAGAAUAAUGAAUUCAUAACUCAACAGUUUGAUGCAUGUGCUAGUUGGUGGACUCAGGGUCCUGACACUACUUUACAGACUGAGCUCGCAAGAGAUAUGGGUUAUGCUGCUGCAAGAUUUGGACAUGUAAUGUUUCCUGAGAAUGUUUAUGAACCAGCCUUAGAAUGUGCUGAGCUUUUGCUUGAAGGUGUGGGGAAAGGUUGGGCUUCCCGAACAUUCUUUUCAGAUAAUGGAUCUACAGCAAUUGAAAUUGCUCUCAAGAUGGCAUUUCGUAAAUUCUCCUAUGAUCAUGGAAUUCUUUCAGAUGGUCGCAAGGAUAAUACAGCUAGCCAAAGGGUUAAGCUUAUGGUCUUAGCUCUUCAAGGAUCCUAUCAUGGUGAUACUUUGGGUGCUAUGGAAGCACAAGCGCCAUCUUCUUACACAGGCUUUCUCCAGCAACCAUGGUACACUGGAAGAGGCCUUUUUCUGGAUCCUCCUACCGUCUACAUGUGCAAUGGUGUUUGGAAACUUUCCUUACCUGAAGGGUUGCAUUUAGAGAUUCCAAAACUUGAAAAUAAGGGCUUCAGUUCACGUGAUGAAAUUUUUCAUAAGAUAAGGGAUAAGUCAGAUCUUGCCAGAAUUUAUUCGUCUUAUAUAUCAGAACAAUUAUCACAAUAUUCUGGAUCAGGAGGGUUUUACCAUAUAGGAGCGUUGAUUAUGGAACCAGUUAUACUAGGUGCUGGGGGAAUGCAUAUGAUUGAUCCACUUUUCCAGCGGGUACUUGUUAAUGAGUGCCGAAGUAAAAAAAUUCCAGUUAUCUUUGAUGAGGUUUUUACGGGUUUUUGGCGUCUGGGAAGAGAGACUGCAGCAGAACUACUUGGUUGUGUGCCAGAUAUUGCCUGCUUUGCAAAGCUGAUGACUGGUGGAAUUAUACCCUUGGCUGCCACGUUGGCAACAAAUGCUAUAUUUAACUCAUUUAUCGGAGAAUCAAAGCUGAAAGCCCUUCUGCAUGGACACUCAUACUCUGGACAUGCUAUGGGAUGCACAGCAGCUGUUAAAUCCAUAAAAUGGUUCAAAGAUCCCCAGACAAACCUAAAUAUAACUGAUGAAGGAAGGUCGCUUAGGGAGCUAUGGGAUGAAGAUGUGGUGCAGCAGAUCUCAUCACAUCCUGCAGUUGAAAGAGUGGUAGCACUGGGGACUCUCUUUGCCUUAGAACUCCGAGCAGAAGGCAGUAAUGCUGGGUAUGCAUCGCAAUAUGCUAGCUCUCUUCUUCAGAAUCUCCGUCAGGAUGGCAUUUACACGAGGCCUUUGGGCAAUGUCAUAUAUCUCAUGUGCGGGCCCUGCACAUCUCCUGAGAUCUGCAGCCAAUUACUCGUUAAACUUUACAAAAGACUUGAAGACUUUGACCAGUUUCACCAAAUUAGAGAGGAGAAUUCUGAAAGCUAUGGUGGUUGAAUCAUUGCUAGCUAUUCAAAGUCUAUUCUUUUUUGGGCCCAUGUUAGCAUCUGAGUUUAUUAUUUGUAAGGAUUCACAAUCAUUAAUUAUUAUUUUUUUUUUCCAGAAGCUAUAAUUGGUGAUAAUUUGAUAUUCUUGCCAUUCUUCAUCAGUCAUUUUGUGGUAUUUUAUAAUAUUUGCUUGACU
This is a messenger RNA of Quercus robur (English oak), 2781 nucleotides long. Its product is annotated as bifunctional dethiobiotin synthetase/7,8-diamino-pelargonic acid aminotransferase, mitochondrial. Bases 1 to 2595 code for a protein of 864 amino acids. Gene Ontology annotation, molecular function: dethiobiotin synthase activity; S-adenosyl-L-methionine:8-amino-7-oxononanoate transaminase activity; pyridoxal phosphate binding. Gene Ontology annotation, cellular component: mitochondrion. NCBI's taxonomy places the organism in Eukaryota, Viridiplantae, Streptophyta, Magnoliopsida, Fagales, Fagaceae. Gene Ontology annotation, biological process: biotin biosynthetic process. The transcript is spliced from 14 exons. The record is from RefSeq and is a predicted model, not a curated record.